AUUUCCUUUAUUUUGUUCUUCAUUCUGGGAAAAUACUUGGAAAAUAUUGAAGAAAUAAAAAAAUUCUUUUCACUUGCAGAUAUUUCCAUUAAACAAAAUGCUAAUGGAAUCUUUGACCUGAGUUGUGCUGAAAAACUGGUCCAGCUGCCAGAAUACAAUCAGGCAAUACAGAAUGUGAACAGAUUGAAAGGUGCAGACCUGACAAAACUGACUACAGAUGAAGACCGCCUUUGCUUCUUUGCCAACCUGACAAAUCUAAUGAUUCUUCAUUGUCAUUUAUCUCAUAUCGAUACAAGGCUUCGGAUCUACCAGAAGUCAGAUACAAGGGAAGUAACUGCUGAUAUUAUUGAUGUGGAGUUAUGUCCACUUGGUGCUGCAGACUACAUUGCAUACUUCAGUAGCUUUUCAUAUGAAGUGGGACAGCUGGGCAUCGUUAGCGUCUUCGAUUUGCUGACCACUCUAUGCUGCACUGAACUGCCUCCUUCAGGACAGUGGAAACACACCCUGGGUUGCAGAAAGUUGGUGCUGACCCCAGAUGAUCCCUGGAGAAUGUUCUGUCCUGUGGCAGAGCCUCGGCUGAUUUUUGCGCUCAAUUUAGGCUGCAUGUCAUCACCUCCCUUACAGGUGCUACAUCCAGAUCAGGUGAGGACCCAGCUGGAUAAAUCCAUGAAGGAAUAUUUAUCUCACACUGUUGUCAUCUCAUUGGAACAGGAGCGGGUUCUACUUCCCGAGCUGCUAGUUUGGUAUGAGAAAUAUUUUGUGGCGGAGUCUGGACAUUCCAAAGAGAUGCAGCACACCUCCUUGGUCAGGUAUGUUGCACAGCAUCUGAGUGCUGAGAAGCAGAGGCAGCUGCAGCAAAUGUUUGGCCUGGACAGUGCACAUGGCUUGAGCGAGAACAUUGUUGGUCGCAUCACUCCACCCCAAAAUAUCCCAAACACAGAUAAACCCAGAGCACCAGUGUAUCGUUUAUCCAGCUCGGUUGACCGUUCAGGUCAAGGCUGGAGCCUUGAACUUCCCAGCUAUAAGCUGACCCCAGUGACCCUCGAUUACGUCAAGCAGAAUUCCCUGCUAGUGGCCACAAUGGUCAGUCUUGUAUGCUCGGACAACUUGGACAAUAUUGAACAACAUUUCACUGCUGACCACUUCAACAUGUCGGAAUCGGUGCCUGACUCAGGGAACCUCAACAGAAUGUAUCCGGCUGUCGUGGGCAGUCAUCAGUCAGACAUCAACCUGGUUGAUAUUCGGAGUUAUCGGUACCACCGCUUGACUGAUGAUUACCCGAUACUGCAGCGCCAUCUGCUGCACUAUAUACUCCCUCUUGCUGGGGCAGAUAAUCCAGAGUUGUUGACAAGUAGUGAACCCAUUCUGAAGUUUGUCACCAAUGAAAUUGAUAGCCAGGUGAAGCUCUGCAUGUUUAGCCUGCCCAGCAGUGACCAGUUCCAGUGUGUGAUCCAGGACAUGGCCAACCGGCUCCUGGAGGAGCACAAGUGGCUGGAAGUCUUCAACAUCAUCAGGAGCUUGCCGGAGACUGUUGUCGUCGAGCGGCUGUACUUGCAAGUCCUUCAUGAUUUUGUCUUGUCCUGUUGGGCUAUUAGCCAGGUUGGAAAG
Molecule: messenger RNA, 1608 nt
Organism: Candidula unifasciata
Lineage: Eukaryota; Metazoa; Mollusca; Gastropoda; Stylommatophora; Geomitridae
Source: the annotation of a GenBank genome assembly